Messenger RNA from Anthostomella pinea, 1977 nucleotides. NCBI's taxonomy places the organism in Eukaryota, Fungi, Ascomycota, Sordariomycetes, Xylariales, Xylariaceae. The record is from the annotation of a GenBank genome assembly.
AUGUCUGCCCCAGUGAACCAAGCGGCUAGACUUGAACGACAGUCCCCGGCCGUUGACUUCAUCGACAACCGCAUGCAUGCGUAUCACAGGUUCUUCUCGAACCCUCCAACUAUAUACGAUCCCGUACUCAGGGCAUACGUGCCAAUUACACUGUCCAACUCCACGAUGCAGUCUCAAGUUGCUAUAUCAUCCAAAUCAACCCUCGAUGCGAGACCGGUUCCGCCUCCGUCGGAAGCAAUGCUGUUCUGGGCUAGCAUCUUUCCACCUGCUAUGAGUGCUAUCACGACAUGGUACCCGAAGGAGCCGAAUGGUAGCCUCGAACACGGCACCAGUAUCCGAUCCUCGACGAACUGGUCCGAAGUGUACCUCACCCUCCAGUCUGCCCAGGAGAGAUUUGAGCAGCCUAAGGGGUUUCCAGGCAAGCUGAAACGGUGCUUCCGAAAAGUCGUCGAAAACACGCAGCCAGUCCAGCAGAUCAUGCCGUUUAUUCCAGACGGUGCAUACACUUCGCCGGUGCUUGGCGCGUUGGAGAUAAUUACGGUGGCAGCGAAACGCAUCAUUGAAUUACGGGAUGACGUCUCAGACAGCCUGGAAAAUCUCGAACGCCACUUCGGGGAUAUAGAGACGUACCUAGCCAUGUUUCCGAAUGAUCAAAACAUUAUCAGUGCGUCGAUCCAGAUGGUCUCAUCGACGUUGAAGGCAGUAGAAGAGGUCAUCAGCUACUUCACUAUGAACGCUGGUCUCCAGGCCAUUAGUCCCAUAAUUUUUGCUUUACAUAUAGAAACCAAACUUAUAUCUGCCUUGUUCAACGGCGAGGAAUACCAGAUCGCCUUGUCCGAGAGUACCAAGCAGAUUGGAGCUAGCAGCCAGUUCCUCCUUACACAGGCACGCAGCUCAAAUAUGUAUCAAAAUCGGCAGACACUAGAGAUUGCGCACAACAACUCUUCGACCCUAGUUCAAGUAAUGGACACGCAGCAACAACUAGCCGACGGGCAGCAGCAACUAGCCGACGGGCAGCAACAACUUGCCGAUAGGCAUCAACAGCUGGCCGAUGGGCAUCAAAAGCUGGCUGAUGGGCAGAACGAGAUGAUGUCCCUGCUCGAGCAGCUCUAUCAUGGUGUUCUUCAUGGCUUUCGGCAACAGCAGCGAGAAAUGGACCAGCUUAGGCAACAGACGCUCCAUAUGGCCGCGCACGUCAACACGUAUCAAUCCCACUUUACCGAGAGCUUCCCCAACGAGCAGCAAGCUCAGGUCACUUAUGGGGGUCUGCUCACUUUGCUCAACGUUCCCGAGAUCGAGAUAAGCAACUUCAAUCAUAUCAUUCAAUAUCAGCAUAAGAUCCCGGCCGAUGACCGAGGUCGCGCUGAGCGAGUCCUCCGAACUCCCCAGUUUGCUUCGUGGGCUUCGGCACCGCAAUCGAGCGAACUGCUCGUCCACGGAAACUUCAUCGGCACACUACAUCUCCGGCUCAUCCCUAUUCUGCUCAUCGCGUACUUCUGUGGGCGGCACAUGGACGAGGGCGAUGCAUCGACCGGCUGUCGGGGAAUGAUCCAGAGCUUGUUAUCGCAGCUUCUAAGGCAAAAUCAUUUGGGCAUGACACUCCUGGCCCGCAAUGCCAGCCUCAAUCUGGUGAGGUAUGGCGAUCUGAAGCAGCUGUGUGCCCUCUUUGGGACUUUGAUGCAUCAACUACCCCUGGGCGUCCCCCCAGUCUUCUGCAUAAUAGAUGGCAUCAAGUACUAUGAGCGAGAACAGUGGCUUGAUGACAUGGUCGAAGUGUUGAGGUACUUGCUGGACCUCAGGCUUGAUACUAGCCUGCGGUGCAUCUUCAAGAUAUUGAUCACCAGCCCUUCUGAGACAAGAAUGGUGCGGCAGGCCAUGCAAGAAAAUUGCAUCAUCUCAAUGGCGUCGGUUCCGCGAACUGGACAGGCUUACAGCCAGCGGGGCGUUGCGAGGCAGGUCAUGAAUACCCUGGGCUAG